AAUUCUUUGUCAAUUUAUUUUUUCACAGGAUUUUUCUCCGUAUCCUAUAAAAAAAAUGGGGGACAUAGAUUCAUGUCUUGAUGCAUUUAAACAUUUGCCAUACUUUAAACCACUGUAUACAACCAUACUAAGGCAGCAGAUGCAGUAUUUGACAGAGCAGCUAUCAUUACAUGCUGGGGAAGAAUCUCUGGUUCUCACUACAAACAUUUCUGCUGGAACAAUUUCCAGUCUCACUUCAACGUUUGGGACUGGUUUCCUUGACCAUAGGUCAGAGUUAAAAAAGCAGUUCACCCAACACUGUGCCAAAAAUAAACUGACAUAUGAAAGUUUAAAGUUUGACUCUAGAAGAAGUGUCCAUACUGAUACUAUGUACAUACAAGAACAACCGAACAUGGCUGUAAAAAGAAAGAGAUUAGAGAUGGAGAAGAACCAAACAGUUAAAAUACCUAACAUGGAUGAUUAUCUCAAAGUUAAAGACAAAGAUAGAAAAAUAAAGACAAAUAAACUGAUACAGAAGGCUAAUAUUAGUAACAAAGACAAAAUAAAUACAACUUCUCAUGUUGGAAACUUUGCUAAUAUUAAAAUUGAAAAUGUAAGAGAUUUACAGCAUGGUGAAAGUACAAAGUGUGAUGAAGGUGGUCAAACAUCAACAGAGGAAACAAAUGUUUGUGAAGGAGGGGAUGACAGUAAUAUGUACAUCAUAAAAAAAGAGCCAGAUGAUGUUGACUGCUUUGUGAUUACUAGAAAUACAAAGGAUAGUCAGGAACCAGAGUUGGCUAAUUCUGUUGACACUGUAGAUAAUGGUAGCAAUAAUGUACAUGUCUCAGAUACACCAAGUUCACAAGAGAAUUUCACAAAUGAGGCAGUUACUUCAGUAACUGAGGAAAACAUUUCUGUCAAUACAUUGAAUAAUAUGACAGAUGAUGUAAUAUCAGUACGUGAGUCAUAUAUAUCUGAAAAGGAGGCAGGCUCUCUGCCUGAGAAAAUCCUCACCGAAACAGAUGACAACAUGCAUGUUAUAACAGUUCAGAAAUCAUAUCUAAGUAGUUCUGAUGAAGGUUCGUUACCAGGAAAAAUGUCAACAGAAACAGGUGGCAGUGACAUAUGGAUUGUUGCUGGUGUAGAUAGCGAAGCUAACCUGGUAGAAAUGUCAAAUUUAUCACAAAAUCACUUAUCUGGCUUGAAUAAGCAAACAUCCGAGUUAUCUUCUGAAAUAGGUAUUGACAAGACGUUUGAAACAGCCAUUAACCAGAAUUUUCCAUCCACAAGGAGUGGUGGAUUUUUGUCUAACAUAAAUGUUACCCAGGAGUACCAAAGAGGUGCACAGUUUAUUGGUAGUCAGUCAACACCUGCUGCACAAGUUCGAAGGUCAACAGAUGAUACUAAAUCACACUAUCAGUGUUAUUUUUGUCCUCAAAGUUUUACUUCACACUCUUCACAGAAAAGACAUGAACGUAGACACACAGGUGAAACCCCCUGGGCAUGUGAAUUUUGUGAUAAACGGUUCUAUAGAAAAGAUGAUCUUCAUGUGCAUUCCUUAAAGCAUGUUGGACAAAAACCGUACAUGUGUCCAAUCUGCCUGACUGGAUAUUGUAAGAAAAAAUUACUAGAAUUACAUGUGGCAACACACAAAGAUCUGUCAGAAGCAGCUCCUUCUGCUAGUACAAGUGAUUAAGUGGACCAGGAUUUAAAAAGAGUAUAAAGCUAUAUCUGCAUUUUAUUAUAUUGAAAAAGAGUUCUUCCAAAAUGCCCAAAGUAAAAGUUAUGGUAGGAUAUUUUAUUAAAAGCAGAUGAUGCAUGUAGUAAAUCAUGGUUGAAUUAUUAAAAUUCUACAUGAAAUAGCAGCAUAAUAUUUUUAUGCCCCCGGGCAUAUAGUAAUUGAACCGUCCGUCUGUCCGGACGAGGUUAACCUAGAACGGCAAGUUGGAUUUUUCUUAAGUUCUACCUGUACCAAUGGCCUCUAAGUUUACACACUUACUAAUCAAUACAAAGUACAUGAUCUGGGCAAGUUACAUAACUCUGGCUUUCAUAUUUACCAAGUUAUUGCCCUUUUCAGCACGUAGAAAAUGAAUAAUGGUUAACCUAAAACGGCAAGUUGGAAAUAUCUUAAGUUCUAUCUAUACUAAUGGCUUUAUAACUUCCACACUUUCUUAUCAAUACAAAGUACAUGAUAUUGUCAAGUUAUAUAACUGUGUCAUCCAUAUUUUCCAGUUAUUUCCCUUUUUAGCUCGACUAUUCGAUAAGAAUAAGUAGAGCUAUUGCAGUCACCCGAGCGUCGGCGUCGGCGUAACCACUUACGUUAAAGUUUUUGUAAUAGUUCAAAUAUUUUCAAAGUCCAUUGACAUAUGGCUUUGAAACUUUGCACACUUGUUCAACAUCAUGACCCCAACCUGUAAACAGGAGGAGGUAACUCUAUCAAGCAUUUUAACAGAAUUAUGCCCCUUUUUCGACUUAGAAUUUACGUUAAAGUUUUGUAAUAGUUCAAAUAUUUUCAAAGUCCAUUGACAUAUGGCUUUGAAACUUUGCACACUUGUUCACCAUCAUGACCCCAACCUGUAAACAGGAGGAGGUAACUCUAUCAAGCAUUUUGACAGAAUUAUGCCCCUUUUUCGACUUAGAAUUUACGUUAAAGUUUUUGUAAUAGUUCAAAUAUUUUCAAAGUCCAUUGACAUAUGGCUUUGAAACUUUGCACACUUGUUCACCAUCAUGACCCCAACCUGUAAACAGGAGGAGGUAACUCUAUCAAGCAUUUUGACAGAAUUAUGCCCCUUUUUCGACUUAGAAUUUACGUUAAAGUUUUUGUAAUAGUUCAAAUAUUUUCAAAGUCCAUUGACAUAUGGCUUUGAAACUUUGCACACUUGUUCACCAUCAUGACCCCAACCUGUAAACAGGAGGAGGUAACUCUAUCAAGCAUUUUGACAGAAUUAUGCCCCUUUUUCGACUGAGAAUUUACGUUAAAGUUUUUGUAAUAGUUCAAAUAUUUUCAAAAACCAUUGACAUAUGGCUUUGAAACUUUGCACACUUGUUCACCAUCAUGACCCCAACCUGUAAACAGGAGGAGGUAACUCUAUCAAGCAUUUUUUUUACUAUCAAGCACUAAGAAUAGUCGAGCGUUGCUGUCCUACCGACAGCUCUUGUUUCACUUUGAAAAUAGGGCCUUGUCUGGUUAACCUAUUUCGGCAAGUUGGAUUUAUCUUAAAUUUCUCCUACAUUGUAAUUGCUUAAUUUCUUUAAUGAUAUCUUUCAUAUUUAGUAGAUGGAUACCUUUGAUGUUCCUCUAAUUUUUUGUGGAGUAAGCGGUCUCUAGGGUCAAGGUCAAGGUCACUGGUUUAAAAAGGAAAUAUAAACAUUUUUGCUCAUACAGCCUUUAUUUUUUAGUUGAUGUCUUAGUUUAAUACAAACAUGCCAAGGGAAGUCCUCCUUCUUUGGGUGUAGUAAGGGGUCGUUUGGGUCAAGGUCAAUGUUACCAAUGUCAAGGUCACCAAUGUUAAAAAUAGAUUUUUACAUUUUUACAGGUGUAUUGACCUUAUUCUAUAGACAGAUGAUAUUUAUAAUUGAUAGAAACAUAAACUUUGAUGGAGUUAGUGGUCAGUUGGGUCAAGGUCACCAGUGCUAAAAAUAGAUUUUUACACAUUUGCUCAUACAGUCUUUAUUUAUUGACAGAUAUAUUUUAUAUUUGGUAGGAAGAUAACUUGCAUGGUAUUCAUCCUUUUGAUGGGGGUAGGGAUCAGUGGGUCAAGGUCACUUGUGCUAAAAAUAGAUUUUUACACUUUUGCCCAUACAUCUUUUAUUUAUUGACAGAUGUAUUUCAUAUUUGGUAGGAAGAUAACUUACAUGGUAUUCUUCUUUUGGAUAGAGUUAGGGGUCAGUUUGGUCAAGGUCACCAGUGCUCAAAAUAGAUUUUUACACUUUUGCCCAUACAGCCUUUAUUUAAAAACAGAUGUAUUUCAUAUUUGGUAGGAAGAUAACUUGCAUGAAGUUGAAUAUUUUUCAACUUCACAAGUCAGAGCAAUGACUUGGCAACUUAUAUUUUUCACAAUUACAAAAUGCCAUGACUUUGUCAAGCUAUAUAACUUGUGUUUACAAUUUUUUGGCAAUUUUUCUGUCCAUAACUGAGUGAAUGGGUAAACAUUUUUUGAAAUAUUGCUACUGACAAGAGUCUGAGCCGGGGCAUUUGUGUUUAACAAACACGUUCUUGUUUCCAUAAUGUUUUGUUUUGUUAACUAAUAGAGAUAUUUUAUGUUACAAGAAUAUAUAUGUUUAAAGAAUCAACCAUAUGAUUCUGGAAAGAUAUUUUUAAAUAUAACAAUAUUUUAUUAGAUGUAGCUUUAUACCCUUUAAAGAAGAGUAUUACUUAUAUAAUAACCAGUAAUAUUUUUAUUUUUUAUCUUGUACUGUGAAAUCAGUGGUUGAGUAGUCUUUUUGAGUUUUGCUGUUGUGUUAGAUCUGAAAACAAAGUGUUAUAUAUGAAUAUGAACUGUUACCUAGAUCUCUAAGUGUAUACACAAAAAGCUGCCGUAGAUCAAAGAAAUUUCAUUGUACUUUUAUAAUGUAAAGUGUUCCAGACAAUGUAUCAGUUUAACUUAGUAUAUUAUAAACUUCAUGUAUAGCAAUGGAAAAGAAAAAUUAUUGGAAUUCCCAAAUGUACAUAGAAAUGCUAUAAUGAAAGCAGGGUAAUCAUGAUUUAUUACUUUUAGUUUUAUAUUCAUGUCAGAAAUUUAUUACAGAGUUACUGCAACAUUUGAUUGAACCCUUUUAGUGUUUCAACAAAACAAAUUAUCUCUGCAGCCAAAAAAGUAUCUUACAUUUUAUGGAAAAAGUACAGAGUUGAAAUCUCUUUGUUUUGGGAAAGUUAAACAAAUUUAAAAUUUUAAUACAACCUGUCUUGUACAAAAUUUAAAGGAAAAUACUGCUUACUGGUUUGAAAUGAGACCUAGACUUACAGGUGGUCAGUCAUAUAGAUAAGUAAAUAUAUCCUUGAUAGAAAAUACAAGUAUGAAAAUAGAAAAUACUGUAAAAUAUUGUACAAAUGUAAGUCACUUGAUAGCAAUGCUUUUAAAAUUUUGGGAGAAAAAUUCCAUUUUUAAAAUAUAGCCACUGAAAUUUACAUGUAUAAUGUUUUACAAGUCACAAAACAAACUAAGACCAAAAGUGAUGAAAAAUUAUUUCUUAUUUUUAGCUCACCUGACCACAAAGUGGUCAAGGUGAGGUAUAGUGAUGGGGCUAUGUCCGGCGUCCGUCUUCGUGCGUCGUCAACAAUUGGGUUGUUAACAGUCUAGCAGUCACAGUUUUGAUUGGAUCAUCAUCAAACUUUGUCAGAAUGUUUGUCUCAAUGAAAUACAGAUCGAGUUCGAAGAUGGGUUAUCUCGGGUCAAAAACUAGGUCACAGGAGCUAAAAAUAGAAAAAGCUUGUUAACACUCUAGAGGCUGCAGUUUUCAUCCAAAUAUUCUGGAAAUUUGUCAGGAAGGUUGUUUUAAUGAUAUCUAGGUCAAGUUCGAAGAUGGGUCAUCUCCGGUCAAAAACUAGGUCACAGGAGCUAAAAAUAGAAAAAGCUUGUUAACACUCUAACAAUUGGGUUGUUAACAGUCUAGCAGUCACAGUUUUGAUUGGAUCAUCAUCAAACUUUGUCAGAAUGUUUGUCUCAAUGAAAUACAGAUCGAGUUCGAAGAUGGGUUAUCUCGGGUCAAAAACUAGGUCACAGGAGCUAAAAAUAGAAAAAGCUUGUUAACACUCUAAAGGCUGCAGUUUUCAUCCAAAUAUUCUGGAAAUUUGUCAGGAAGGUUGUUUUAAUGAUAUCUAGGUCAAGUUCGAAGAUGGGUCAUCUCCGGUCAAAAACUAGGUCACAGGAGCUAAAAAUAGAAAAAGCUUGUUAACACUCUAACAAUUGGGUUGUUAACAGUCUAGCAGUCACAGUUUUGAUUGGAUCAUCAUCAAACUUUGUCAGAAUGUUUGUCUCAAUGAAAUACAGAUCGAGUUCGAAGAUGGGUUAUCUCGGGUCAAAAACUAGGUCACAGGAGCUAAAAAUAGAAAAAGCUUGUUAACACUCUAGAGGCUGCAGUAUUCAUCCAAAUAUUCUUGAAAUUUGUCAGGAAGGUUGUUUUAAUGAUAUCUAGGUCAAGUUCGAAGAUGGGUCAUCUCAGGUCAAAAACUAGGUCACAGGAGCUAAAAAUAGAAAAAGCUUGUUAACACUCUAGUGCCUGCAGUUUUCAUCCAAAUAUUCUGGAAAUUUGUCAGGAAAGUUGUUUUGAUGAUUUCUAGAUCAAGUUCGAAGAUGGGUCAUCUCCGGUCAAAAACUAGGUCACAGGAGCUAAAAAUAGAAAAAGCUUGUUAACACUCUAGUGGCUGCAGUUUUCAUCCAAAUAUUCUGGAAAUUUGUCAGGAAGGUUGUUUUGAUGAUAUCUAAAUAAAGGUCGAAGAUGGGUCAUGUCCGGUCAAAAACUAGGUCAAAGGAGCUAAAAAUAGAAAAAGCUUGUUAACACUAGUGGCUGCAGUUUUGAUUAAAAUAUUCUGGAAAUUUGUAAGGAAGGUUGUUUUAAUGAUUUCUAGGUCAUGUUCGAAGAUGGGUAAUGUCUGGUCAAAAACUAGGUCACAGGAGUUUAAAAUAGAAAAAGCUUGUUAACACUCUAAUGGUUGCAGUUUUCAUCCAAACAUUCUGGAAAUUUGUCAGAAAGGUUGUUUUGAUGAUUUCUAGGUCAAGUUUGAAGAUGGGUCAUCUCAGGUCAAAAACUAGGUCACAGGAGCUAAAAAUAGAAAAAGCUUGUUAACACUCUAAUGGCUGCAGUUUUCAUCUAAAUAUUCUGGAAAUUUGUCAAGAAGGUUGUUUUGAUGAUAUCUAAGUCAAGUUGGAAGAUGGGUCAUCUUCGGUCAAAUUCUAGGUGACAGGAGCUAAAAAUAGAAAAGCUUGUUAACACAUUAGGGGCUGCAGUUUUCAUCCAAAUAUUCUUGAAAUUUGUCAGGAAGGUUGUUUUGAUGAUGUCUAGGUCAAGUUCGAAGAUGGGUUAUCUCCGGUCAAAAACUAGGUCACAGGAGCUAAAAAUAGAAAAAGCUUGUUAACACUCUAGUGGCUGCAGUAUUGAUUCAAAUAUUCUGGAAAUUUGUCAGGAAGGUUGUUUUGAUGAUUUCUGGGUCAAGUUCGAAGAUGGGUCAUCUCAGGUCAAAAACUAGGUCACAGGAGCUAAAAAUAGAAAAAGCUUGUUUACACUCUAGUGGCUGCAGUUUUGAUUCAAAUAUUCUGGAAAUUUGUCAAGAAUGCUGUUUUGAUGUUUUCUGGGUCAAUUGCUAAGAUUGGUCAUGUCCGGUCAAAAACUAGGUCACAGGAGCUAAAAAUAGAAAAAUCUUUUUAACACUCUAGUGGCUGCAGUUUUGAUCCAAAUUUCCUGGAAAUUGGUCAGGAAGGUUGUUUUGAUGAUUUCUAUGUCAAGUUUGAAUAUGGGUCGUGUCCGGUCAAAAAUUAGGUCACAUUGCCCAAAUAUGGAAAAAUCUUUAUAACACACUAGAGGUCACAUGUUUGACUCAGUUGUCAUCAAACUUGGUCAUGAUGCUUGUUUAAGACAUUGCUUGGAUGCGGUUGUGUCAGGUGAGCGAUCCAGGGCCAUCAUGGCCCUCUUGUUUGUGUGAGUGAUGAUCAUAAUCAUCUUUUCAAGAAAAAAAAAUUAAAGCAAGUAUUAAGUGGAAAAUGUAGAAAAUUGUACCAUUUGAACAAAGUUAAAACAAAAUGUAAGUUGUAGAACAUUUUUGUUAUUGUCUGUUUGUUAAAAUGUUGUUUAUUGUUAGGUUUAAUCAUAUGUGAAAAUAUUUUAUAUUGAAAGAAUUAUUUUCUUUGAAUAUUGAUUGGCGGAACAAUUGUUUUAAAGAUAUAAAUAUUCAUUGAAUUUUUACAUGUUUCAUGUUUUCUUAAAUAUUGGUUGGUAUACAGUUAGUGCAAUUUGAAGUCUGAUUUUAUUUUUACCCUUUAGAGGUGCUAUAUUUUUACAUUAUUUUUUUUAAUUACCAUUUUCUUGUUAUUCAUGUGCAAAUAUUUGGUUUCUUUAAAGAAAGGCAUUUGAUUUCAGUCAUUUUUAUUUAUACCCCCGCACAACGAAGUUGUAAGGGGAAUAUACUGGAAUCAGCUUGUCUGUCCGUCCGUCUCCCCGUCCGGCCGUCCGUCAGUUUGCCUUGUCCACCCAAUAACUUAAGAUUCCUUUGACCCACAGUCUUCAUAUUUGGCAUGAAGGUUAGUCAUGACUAAAAGAUGACCCUUAUUGAUUUUGAGGUAAUUGGGUCGAAGGUCAAGGUCACAGGGGCCUUGACUAAAAAAGCUUGUUCGUCCAAUAACUUAAGAUUCCAGAUUCCUUUGACCCAUAGUCUUCAAAUUUGGCUUGCAGGUUAGUCAUGGCUAGAAGAUGACCCCUAUUGAUUUUGAGGUUGCUGGGUCAAAGGUCAAGGUCACAGGGGCAUUGAAAAAAAAAAAGCUUGUCCGCCCAAUAACUUAAGAUUCCUUUGACCCACGGUCAUCAUAUUUGGCAUGGAGGUUAGUCAUGAUUAGUAGAUGACCCCUAUUGAUUUUGAGGUCACUGGGUCAAAGGUCAAGGUCACAGGGACUUUGACUUCAAAAAAUUGUCCGCCCAAUAACUUAAGAAACCUUUGACACACAGUCUUUAUAUUUGGUAUUGAGGUUGUUUAUGACUAGUUUCUUGCAUCACAGACUGGAAUAUCUAGCUGUGGGUAACUGUUUAGCGGAAACUCGGCAGAGCCUCGUUACCGCUGUAAACAGUUACCCUCGAGCUAGAUAUUACGGUCUGUACCAGCAGCCGGUGUAAGAUUCUUAUAAGAUGACCCCUAUUGAUUUUUAGUUGACUGUGUCAAAGGUCAAGGUCACAGGGAUUAUUACUAUGAUAAGUUUGUCUGCUCAAAUGCUUAAGAAUGCCUGUCCGCAGUGUAUUGAUUUUGACAUUUUCACAUUUGAAGCAUGUAGAAUACAUAACUUGCAAUGCACUGGCUUAGUAACCUCAGAUUUGGCAGGGAGGUUGUCCUUGAGCUUUAAAUGGCCACUGUUGAUUCUGAAAGUGGUAUGCGGGGGUAUUCACGCCAUGGCAGUGGCAGUUCUAGUUUAUUGUCUGUUAAUUAUUUAGAGCAAAAUGUUCACUUUUUAUAUGCCCGAAAGAAUUUCGGGCAUAUUAUGUUAUACCCCCUGGCAUCAGUGUCUGUUAAUAGCAAUUUGGUUUCCGGAGCAUAACUUAAGUUCCAUUUGGCCCACAGUGUUGAAACUUCAUAUGAUGAUUGUCCAUAUUGGGUUGAAGACCCCUAUUGAUUUUGGGGUCACAUGGUCAAUGUCACUAUAACCUUAAAACUGAAAACAGUUUCCGGAGCAUAACUUAAAUUCAAUUUGGCCCACAGUGUUCAAACUUCAUAGGAUGAUUGUCCAUAUUGGGUAGAAGACCCCUAUUGAUUUUGGGUUACAAAGUCAAAGGUCAAGGCCACUAUUUCCUUAAAACUGAAAACAGUUUCCUGAGCAUAACUUAAGUUCCAUUUGGCCCACAAUAUUCAAACUUUAUAGGAGGAUUGUUAUUUGAAGGAGGUAAUACUUUAUUGAAUUCCCAUGUCUUACAAAUGCUUCAUCUUUACUUAAAAAAAAAUCACAUUCGGGCAUAUAAUGCUCCGCCUAGCGGUGCUCUUGUUUUUAAUGCAUCAUUCAAUUGUAUGUUAUUUAUUUAUUAAUAAAUGCUGAAAAGCAGCUUUAUCUACUUGAAUGGUUACACAAAAAAUGAGCGUACAUGUUAUAUUUAUAAAUGUUCUUUGUAACAUAUUACUACACUGGAAUAUUUAUUGUAAUUUGGAUAAUUUGCCUGAAAAAAAAACCUUGGUGUAGGAUAUGUUUUUUUGCUCCCCGAAAAAUUUCGUGGCAUAUAGUCGUCGGUUUGUCCAUCAAUUGCUCCGUACGUCCCAAAUUCGUGUCUGGCCCAUAACUUUGUUUUUUGAAGUCGGAUUUUAAAACUACUUCACAGAAAUGAUCACCAUAUUGAGACGACGUGUCCCGCGCAAAUUUGGGUUGCUACCUGGAAAGUUAAGGUCAUAGCAUGACCUUGCAGCAAAAUCGUGUACGGUUCAUAACUUCAUUAUUUGAAGUCAGAUUUUAAAACUAUGUCACAGAAAUGAUCACCAUAUUGAGACGACGUGUCAUGCGCAAAUUUGGGUUGCUACUUUGAAGGUCAAGGUCACAGCAUGACCAUGAAGCAAAAUCGUGUUCGGCCCAUAACUUUGUUAUUUGAAGUCGGAUUUUAAAACUAUUUCACAGAAAUGAUCACCAUAUUGAGAUGACGUGUCGCGAGCACUUUUGGGUCGCUACCUUGAAGGUCAAGGUCACAGCAUGACCUUGCAGCAAAAUCGUGUCCGGCCCAUAACAUCGUUACUUGAAGUCGGAUUUUAAAACUAUUUCACAGAAAUGAUCACCAUAUUGAGACAACGUGUCAUGCGCAGCAUUUGGGUUGCUAAUUUGAAGGUCAAGGUCACAGCAGGACCUUGCAGCAAAAUCAUGUCUGGCCCAUAACUUCUUUACUUGAUGUUGGAUUUAACAACUAUUUCACAGAGAUGAUCACCAUAUUGAAUCGUCUUGUCGCAUGCAACAUUUGGGUCGCUACCUUGAAGGUCAAGGUCACAGCAUGACCUUGCAGCAAAAUCGUGUCCAGUCUACAACUGCGUUAUUUGACGUCGGAUUUUACAACUAUUUCACAGAGAUGAUCACCAUAUUGAGACAAUGUGUCGCGCGCAACAUUUGGGUCGCUACCUUGAAGGUCAAGGUCACAGCAUGACCUUGCAUCAAUAUCGUGUCCGACCCAUAACUUCGUUAUUUGAAGUCGGAUUUUACAACUAUUUCACAAAUAUGUUCACCAUAUUGAGACGAUGCGUCACGCUCAACAUUUGGGUCGUUACUUUGAAGGUCAAGGUCACAGCAUGACCUUGCAGCAAAAUCGUAUCCAGCCCUUAACUUCGUUAUUUGAAGAUGGAUUUUACAACUCCUUCACAGAAAUGAUCACCAUAUUGAGACAAUGUGUCGCGCAAAAACAUUUGGGUGGCUACCUGGAAAGUUAAGGUCACAGCAUUUCCUUGCAUCAAUAUCGUGUCCGGCCCAUAACUUCGUUAUUUGAAGUCAGAUUUUACAACUAUUUCACAGAAAUGAUCACCAUAAUGAGACAAUGUGUCGCGCACAUUUACACUUGGGUUGUUUUUACACUUUGAACUUUGUCUGUGACAUAACUCUGACACUACGAGAGGUAUACCUUCCUGUGUCCAAAACCUAUUAGGGGAGCAUCACCUGGUUCAACCGGCUCUUGUUUAUGUUGUGCAAUUGUUGUAUUUUAAAUGCCUCUCAGUCAAACACUGUUAAUAAACUAAUGAAUAUAG
Messenger RNA from Ruditapes philippinarum (Manila clam), 11380 nucleotides. RefSeq lists its product as uncharacterized. Bases 56 to 1675 code for a protein of 539 amino acids. Lineage: Eukaryota; Metazoa; Mollusca; Bivalvia; Venerida; Veneridae. The transcript is spliced from 4 exons. Gene Ontology annotation, cellular component: nucleus. The record is from RefSeq and is a predicted model, not a curated record.